This is a messenger RNA of Ipomoea triloba (trilobed morning glory), 1791 nucleotides long. RefSeq names its product protein transport protein Sec61 subunit alpha-like. The coding region runs from base 150 to 1577 and encodes 475 amino acids. Gene Ontology annotation, molecular function: transmembrane protein transporter activity; signal sequence receptor activity; ribosome binding. Lineage: Eukaryota; Viridiplantae; Streptophyta; Magnoliopsida; Solanales; Convolvulaceae. The record is from RefSeq and is a predicted model, not a curated record. Gene Ontology annotation, biological process: SRP-dependent cotranslational protein targeting to membrane, translocation; post-translational protein targeting to membrane, translocation. Gene Ontology annotation, cellular component: Sec61 translocon complex; membrane. The transcript is spliced from 7 exons.
CCGUGUUGUACCUUCCAUCUCCGGCUUAGUCUUCACAUUCAAAUUGCCCGUUCUCUCUCACACCAAAACCCUAGAAAUAUCAGAGAGAGACUGGGUGAAAGCCUUUCCUGCCAUCCUCCUGCGGAUCUGCGUUUCUUCCUUUUGUGAAAAUGGGUGGAGGGUUCAGAGUGCUGCAUCUUGUCAAACCAUUUCUCUCAUUUCUGCCUGAAGUGCAGAGUGCUGACAGAAAGAUUCCCUUCAGAGAGAAGGUCAUAUACACUGUGAUCUCUCUUUUCAUUUUCCUGGUCUGCAGUCAGCUUCCUCUUUAUGGCAUACACUCUACAACUGGUGCUGAUCCAUUUUAUUGGAUGCGUGUUAUCCUUGCCUCAAACCGUGGUACGGUCAUGGAGUUGGGAAUCACACCAAUUGUGACUUCUGGGUUGGUGAUGCAACUAUUGGCUGGUUCAAAAAUCAUUGAAGUGGACAACAAUGUGAGAGAGGACCGGGCACUAUUGAAUGGUGCUCAAAAGUUGUUAGGUAUCCUGAUUGCUAUUGGGGAGGCAGUUGCUUAUGUCCUAUCAGGGAUGUAUGGAAGUGUUGGCCAAUUGGGUGUUGGGAAUGCCAUUCUUAUCAUUCUUCAACUUUGCUUUGCUGGUAUUAUCGUCAUAUGUUUAGAUGAACUCCUCCAGAAAGGAUAUGGUCUUGGUUCUGGGAUUUCCCUAUUUAUAGCUACCAAUAUCUGUGAAAAUAUUAUCUGGAAAGCAUUCAGUCCCACAACCAUUAAUACUGGCCGUGGAGCUGAAUUUGAAGGUGCUAUUAUUGCUUUGUUCCAUCUUCUGAUAGCUAGAACAGACAAAGUACGAGCUCUUAGAGAGGCUUUCUACCGGCAAAAUCUUCCCAACGUUACCAAUCUGCUUGCCACAGUGUUGAUCUUCCUCAUUGUUAUCUAUUUCCAAGGUUUCCGUGUUGUUCUUCCUGUCAGGUCAAAGAAUGCCCGUGGACAACAAGGCUCUUAUCCAAUAAAACUAUUCUAUACCUCCAACAUGCCUAUUAUUCUUCAAUCUGCUCUUGUAUCCAACCUGUACUUCAUUUCUCAGUUACUGUACCGGAAGUACAGUGGAAACUUCUUCGUCAAUUUGUUGGGCAUAUGGAAGGAAUCUGAAUACUCAGGCCAGUCUGUUCCUGUUGGUGGACUUGCUUAUUAUGUUACUGCGCCAUCAAGCCUGGCAGACAUGUUGACUCAUCCAUUCCAUGCUCUUUUCUACAUAGUAUUCAUGCUUUCUGCUUGUGCACUGUUCUCAAAGACAUGGAUUGAAGUUUCAGGGUCCUCAGCUAAAGAUGUUGCCAAGCAGCUUAAGGAGCAACAAAUGGUGAUGCCUGGACAUCGAGACUCCAAUCUGCAGAAGGAAUUGAACCGCUACAUUCCCACUGCAGCUGCUUUUGGAGGAAUGUGCAUUGGCGCAUUGACAGUGUUGGCAGACAUGAUGGGCGCUAUUGGAUCGGGAACUGGAAUUCUUCUUGCAGUUACCAUCAUCUAUCAGUAUUUCGAGACAUUUGAGAAGGAGAAAGCCACUGAACUAGGUUUCUUGGGCUUGUGAGAGACGGAGACAGACAGGGUUGUUGUAGAAAAUCUGUUAGCUCGCGAUGGAAUAUGGAUAGAGAGAUCAAGCCUUCACUUACCUCAAUGUACCUUGUAUUUUAAUGUUAUGUUUUUCCUCCCUUGUCAAACCUAGCUAGCUAUGAUGUUCCAAAAACUACUGACAUCAAUUUUGCUAAAUUCCAAAAAUGUGUUAUUUUGUUCUUUGUUUUUUA